CAUGGAGAUUCACCAUGGCGGUGUACUGUUGUGUGUGACGGGCAGGUUAGCUUGAGAAAAAUACGGAGUGACGCGUCUGCGUACUGCCUGUCUGCUGCCAGCCACGGCGGGGAGACUAAAUACAGGAUGGGGUCUCGAAUCAAGGAGAACCCUGAGUCUACCUUUGAGGUGUAUCUGGAGGUGGCCAACCCAGGCAUCCACAGUUCUGGGCCAGAGGUUCGUCGGCAGUUUCCCGACGACUACAGAGAUCAGGAAACUCUUAAAACUGUGUCCAAGUUCUGCUUCCCUUUCAGCAUGGACAGUCUUUCUGUCAACCAAGUUGGCCAGAACUUUACGUUUGUGUUGACUGACAUUGAGAGCAAACAGAGGUUUGGCUUUUGCCGCCUCUCGUCAGGUGCACACACUUGCUACUGUAUUCUUAGCUACCUUCCCUGGUUCGAAGUCUUCUACAAGCUGCUUAAUAUCCUUGCAGAUUACACUGUCAAAGGACAGGAAAGCCAGUGGCAAGAGCUCCUGUUGUUACUGUAUACGCUGCCCAUCCCUGAACCUUGUGUCCCCAUUCACCUUGGUGUGCAUUCCUAUUUCAUUGUGCCUGACACAAAGGAACUUCCCAGCAUACCUGAGAAUAGAAACCUAACAGAGUACUUUGUAGCAGUAGAUGUCAAUAACAUGCUUCAUCUGUAUGCUAGUAUGCUUUAUGAACGUCGAAUCCUCAUCUGCUGUAGCAAACUUAGCACUUUAACAGCUUGUGUCCAUGGGUCUGCAGCCAUGUUAUUUCCAAUGCACUGGCAACAUGUUUACAUCCCUGUCUUGCCUCAGCAUCUGUUAGACUACUGUUGUGCCCCGAUGCCUUACCUCAUUGGAGUCCACUCCAGCCUAAUGGAGAAAGUUCGAGGGAUGGCUCUGGAUGAUGUGGUGGUCCUUAAUGUAGAUACAAACAUGCUUGAAAGCCCCUAUGACGACCUCCAAAGCCUUCCCAAUGAUGUGGUUUCUGCUCUGAAAAGUCGACUGAAGAAGGUUUCAGCAACAACAGGAGACUGUGUGGCUCGAGCCUUCCUCAAGAGUCAGGCAGCUCUGUUCGGCAGCUACAGGAGUGCGCUGCAGAUUGAGUCGGAAGAACGUAUAACAUUUAAUGAAGAAACCUUUCUAAACCAUCGGUCGAGUGCCAUGAGACAGUUCCUUCAGAAUGCCAUUCAGCUGCAGUUCUUCAAACAGUUCAUUGACGGUCGCUUGGACCUGCUGAACUCAGGCGAAGGUUUUAGUGACAUCUUUGAGGAGGAGAUCAACAUGAGUGAAUAUGCAGGCAGUGACAAAACCUACCACCAGUGGUUGUUCACCGUAAAGAAAGGUGGUGGAGCCAUCUUCAACACAGUGAAGACCAAAGCAAACCCAGCCAUGAAGACAGUUUAUAAAUUUGCCAAGGACCAUGCAAAAAUGAGGAUCAGAGAAGUCAAGAGUCGGUUGAAGCAAAAGGAGCAAGCAGAGAAUGGACUCUCCACUGAGGGGUCAGCAGUGACUGAUGAUGACAGCACAGCAGGAUUUGCCACCUCCACUGGUGCAGCUAGAAGCAACAGGUCACUGCAAAACUGGGAAGACAGUCGGCCAGUCACUAUGCACUUGGGACAGGCUCGGCCACCAGUGCUGUUGAAAAGACCAAGCAGCAAUCUGAGUCUGGAAAGCAGCAUUGACCACCCUGUCCGUCCUACUCGUCACUACACAGUCUUUCUGUCUGAGGAUUCGUCUGGAGAUGAGCUCCAAUACGACAAUGAGUCCAUCUCUGGGUUUCCUGACAGCUUUUUCUUCUCGGUCCCUUUUGAGUGGUCGCCUCUGCCACAGCCGUACCACACACUAAAAGAGGUUGAGUUGAUAGAAAGUCAUGAUACUGGUUUUGGGCCACCAGAAAGUCAUACCGCCCCCCCUAGCCCAGUCAAUGAGAAGUUCUCCAAUCUCAACUUGCUUGGUGACUUUUUUGGGUGCCUGGACGAACCUGACAGCCAACCAGUUGCCUUGGCUAAGAGUCUCGAGGAUCUGAGGACUUCUAAAGACUCCGAUGAGUUGCAGCCCAAGUUUACCUACCAGCGGAUGGACGUAAACGUUGGUGACAAUUCACGAACAUUUCCAGGGCUCAAGCUCUCCAACUCUUACAACAAGCUGUGGAGUACAGGUCAUGAAAAAACGCCUUUGCCUGGUCCCUCUACCUGUAAUAGACCUCCAUCUGUCCAACUUCCUGUGCACACAGGAACCCACUCCCCAGGGCUUGAUAGCUCCAGCACGUGCCCUGAGCCUUUGGACCUUUCCUCUCUUGGUAAUAUCACUAUUCCUCGUCCCCAGGGAAGGAAGACACCUGAGCUUGGUUCUGUCUUGACACCUCCCACAGCCCAGUCAUGCUCCAAACCAACAGGAACUGGUGAAGGAAGGACUAUAUCAGGGGGAGAAGAGUUUAGACAAGCUCUGAGCAUGUCCACAGAUGGAGAUUUGCUGAAGACCCCCAAGAGUACUAAGGAAGGUAUAGAUCUCAUAAGCCUUUUAGAUCCUCUAAAGAACUCAGCACAGACCAGUUCCACUGCACCAACUGAUGGGACAGAUAGUAGUAUCUCAUCUUCCUACAAGCCAGUACUACAACCUGGAACCUACCCACAGGGCUUGCCUUCUUUCCCAAAAUAUCCAAACCUAUCACUAAACCCUUUCACACAGUCUUUGCAAAACCCUUCCCUUCAAAUGCAUUACUCACCAAUUAUAAGUGGAAACCCCUUUAAUACAGUCUCCAGACCUCCGCCAGGCCCUUAUAUGCCUGCUCCAACCCAGCAGCAGUCAUUUACAACAUUACCGGGGCUUUACAGACAGCAUUCGCCAGGCAGUUCCACUGCCCCACCCAGCUAUUCACUGCUCCAAUCAGCAUUCCCGUCAUCAGUCACCUCUCUGCCUCACUCCUCUGCCAGCAAUCACACUUUUUCCACAGCUAUAAAUGCACUGGGAAAGCCACUUAAUGUUGAACAGGACAGUCAGAAGCCUCAGGAUCCUUUUGGGGACCUGUUGUCCUUGGCCAGACCAGCUUCAUCCCAAAAACAGAAGGUGGAGGACCUCCGAAGGAAAUGGGAAACAUUUGACUAAAAUCUUUAUAUGUGCAUAGAGAUUAUUUUAUGUCACUUCUACCACUGCUCUAUCAGGACCUUGGGUUGCUUUUAAUAGUGCAAUAAUCUGGUUCAGUCUGUUAUACUUGUCUAGCUCAAAAAAUACAGAUUAAAUGAAGAUUAAAGACUGCUGAAAAAUGCCAUGUCGGAGUUCUAAUAGAGUUGUCCUGAUUGCCUAAGUGGAAAAACGAAGAGCAGGUACAUUUUGUAUGCUAUCUGCAACCAGGCUGAUGAGUGUGUGGGCGCUGCCAGUUUUUCCGUUGUAGAAUAUAGGUCAGAACUUAUAUUUUUGAGGCAGGAUUCUAAAUUCCGAAGUAAUAAAUACAAGAUACAAUAAAUAAAACGCACAUUAAUCAGCUGCACCAUUAAAAACCACCUUCCUUGUGCUGGGUACAUUAGUCAUUCUGUUGUCAUGUCAUGAGUCUAUCUGUGUAGAUGCAUUAGAAAUGAAGUGAUUUUCAAACCAGUUACUUUUUUUUGUAGUUUGAAGCCUCUAACACUGAACUACAGAAGUCAACAUGACAACAGUUCUUACGCAGGUGUUCUAAUUCUUUGAAUAUGCUGAGGUCCUCUUUAUUCCAAGUAUCCAUGAUUGUGUUCAUAAGCAAGUAUAAUACAGACCGUUUUUUUGUUUUAAUUCUUCUUUGGUGUAGUAGUCUUCAGGGCACAAGAGGAACUGUGAGUAUACUGUUUUUGGUCAAAUGCAUGAAUGGGAAAUUGCAAAAGCGAUUUAAAAAAAAUUAAAGGUCCCUAGAGUAUUAGUUGUUUAGACAAUAGCUCUGUGUUAUCCUCAAAAAAUAAACUAAAACAAGCAGUAAAAUGGUUUGUUCAGAGGAAAUGCAAAUUGAUGUUGAUUUGUAAAUACCCAGCUGUAGCCAUCAUUUCAGAGUUGAUGGAAGAAAAAAAAAAGGUCUUUGUACCUAUAAAGUCCUCUGUGGAGCUUCUCAGUAGGUUAUUACCUUUUAGUGGGCUCCAGAGCAGUUUGCUUCAAAAGCACCGAUUAACUGUAACAGAAGGUCCUGAUAUAGAAGGUAAAAAUGGUCACAUGAUGACACCCUCACCCUCUGAUUGAUGACCAGUGACAAACUCUUUCUAUUAAACAGAUUGGGAAACGUGGAUGCAUUUCUACAAAAUGUGAACUUGUGUUACGUCAUGUGUGAUUUUCCUGGGGAAAAUGCCUUUCUGUAAAGGCAUUUACCAGAACAUUUGCUUGUACAUUUCACUGCACAGCUCUCUUGUGGGUCAUUUGUCUUCAGUGCCAUCCCAUUAUCUGUGUAUAAACUUUAAGAAUAGCACCCAUUAUUUCCUGAAAGCGCAUAAAUGUCACAAUAGCACACGUUUUCAUGAAGUCAGCUUCUAUGAUUAGCUCGCAUUAUUAUUUUUAGCUAGUCUGCUAUAGCAAAAGAACAUCCUAAUGGAAUUAAGUGGCUGUCGCUACAAAAUAUAGUGCACCUCACAUGUGCAUAGUUCUUCUAUUGAUGUUUUAGUAGCUUUGUACACAAUGAAUUUUUUGCUUGGGUGUGGGUUUUUGUUGUUUUGUUUUGUUUGUUGCUUUCAUGAUAAAUUCUGUUUAAUGCUUCUCUCUCUGACCUGAAAAAAUGUGUUGUCAAUAAUUUUUUAAGACCGUCUACAAGCAUAAGAUUACAUUACAUUUCCUGGAAUAUUUUAAAGUUGUUUGUCUGCUAAAUAUAUGAAUACUUAGCAGACAAACAAAACCCCUUGUUGUAUAGUAUUGUUUUGCUGGAUCUUUUGGACAAGCCUGUUGCUGAUAUAUUUUCCUUUUUUUGGUUUUUGCAACUGUGAUUAGCUAAUGAGGCUGCUUAAACAUUGUGAUGUAAGAGGAAUAAUAAUAGCUUCUCACACUUUGGCCAUCAGUUUCUAAAUUAUCUGCUCUGACCUCUCUACCAUUACACAAUUGUGUCAGUGUCUUUCUCAGCUUUUUACUGCGUUCCAGAUAUUUUUGAUGCGUUCAUGUGUGGUGAAUACCAAAAAAAUUAACAGCUUGAAAGUGCUGUGCAUAUCAGCUGUAGCUGCUGUCUUGUGUGCCUAUUUGUAAAGACAACACUAUAUUUGUUCUAAGAAUGACUAAAGACUGCUGAAUAGUAUCCUACUGCAUUUGCAUAUAAUUUAAAUCUACAAAUAUCAGUUUCAUUAAAAUUACAUAUUUCACAA
Molecule: messenger RNA, 5303 nt
Organism: Pelmatolapia mariae (spotted tilapia)
Lineage: Eukaryota; Metazoa; Chordata; Actinopteri; Cichliformes; Cichlidae
Gene: dennd1a
Product: DENN/MADD domain containing 1A
Exons: 23
Coding region: 127-3111 (994 amino acids)
Biological process (GO): endocytic recycling; endocytosis
Cellular component (GO): cytosol; clathrin-coated vesicle
Molecular function (GO): phosphatidylinositol phosphate binding; guanyl-nucleotide exchange factor activity
Source: RefSeq, a predicted model, not a curated record